Molecule: messenger RNA, 2281 nt
Organism: Branchiostoma floridae (Florida lancelet)
Lineage: Eukaryota; Metazoa; Chordata; Leptocardii; Amphioxiformes; Branchiostomatidae
Product: transforming growth factor beta-2 proprotein-like
Exons: 7
Coding region: 566-1804 (412 amino acids)
Biological process (GO): regulation of cell population proliferation; SMAD protein signal transduction; transforming growth factor beta receptor signaling pathway
Cellular component (GO): extracellular region
Molecular function (GO): growth factor activity; type III transforming growth factor beta receptor binding; type II transforming growth factor beta receptor binding
Source: RefSeq, a predicted model, not a curated record
GCUUUAAUUCUCUCUCAGCGGCCAGGAUUGGAGGACGAGCUUUGGAAGUUUGGGUCCUAACGUCAUUAUUUGUCAACAGACGGCGCUCGCCCCCGCAAAUGCCCUGGUGUAGCCCGCGCCGUCGGAGUGGCCCACGUCGUUCGGCUCGAUCACGUUACACCCCCGACUUGUCUCGUACAGCCAGUGAGUAACGGCCCAGUCUACUUCCAGGAGAUGGUUUAUAAGUCGUGUCUUCGUCGGUGAGGAGUUAGUCUGGUUUGGGCACUUGUAGGAUGCACUGUUGCAGGACCACAGUGUUUUAGUAGGCAGCGCUCCCGUGAAGUGGUACUGGCUAUAUCAGUAGUGGUCUAUCAACACGACUAAUACAUAACAUUCCCCCGUUUCUAGAGCUGACCGGACGGCGAGCAGCGCUACGGACUGGGCGUCGGACAGCGGAGCUGCAGUCUCUGUUUGUUGGCAGCUUUUCAAGACGUCAGGACCUUCCUGCCUUCUUGUCGUGGACCGACACGUGUAGAGAGGUUCGUCUGCGUUUAGCGUGAAGCGUGUGGGGACAGAAGACUGCGAGAUGCGCCCGCUGGUAGGGUACAUGUUCUCGGGACUCGUUCUGAUGAACGCCGUGGUUUCCUCGUCGGCGAACUGCCGCCUGGACAUAGGGGAGUACAAGAAGAGGAGAAUACAUGCCGUGAAGGGACAGAUUCUGAGCAAACUGGGGAUGAGCGAUUCUCCCACAGACCCGGGCCCCGCGCAGACACCAGAAGAUGUCAUGGCUGUGUACAAUCAGACCAGAGACUUGCUGGCCGAGCAGAGUCUGCAGAGAGAGGCGCUAUGCACAGACUGGGUCAAAGAUGAGUACUAUGGCCGGACAGUAACACGGUUCCCAGCGGUUCCAAAUUGGCCGCCUAAAGGAGAUAAAGAUCACAUGUACGAAAAUUUGCGACAGGAGAAGCGUUUCUCGCUGUUCUUCAAGUUUGACGUCCAAUCAUUGUAUCAGAAUGUGUCCGACGUCACAGAGGCGGAGCUAAGAAUUUAUCAGGUUCCCAACCCGAUGGCCGAUCUUCCCGAGCAGCGUAUCGAGCUGCACCAGCUACUGCCGCCCAUCAACGGCAAUGGCAGCCCCCGGCAGCGCUACCUGGGCAGCGAUGUGGUGAAGACGCGCGACAAGGGCUGGCUCAGCUUCGUCGUCACUAACACAGUCAGGGAGUGGCUCAUCAACCCAGCCAGUAACCUGGGUCUGGAGCUGACGGUGCACUGCGCGGGGCAGACGUUCGACGCCAACCUGGGGGAGCUGACGUCAGACACGCCGGAGGUCCUGGAGACGCUCAUAGCAGGAACGCCCGAGGCUGAAGCGAUAGAUGACGGCCGGGGAGACACGGCGCAGGUGGACAGUCCGCAGAAGAAGGAGCCCCACCUGCUCGUCUUCACCAAGCGUCCGCCACCAGAGACACACAGCAGAAGAAAAAGGAGUCUGGACAGCAGCUACUGCUUCAAGAAGCCCAAGGAGCCGAACUGCUGUCUGAGGGAGUUGUACAUCGACUUUCAGCGGGACCUGGGCUGGAAGUGGAUCCACGCGCCAAAAGGCUACAACGCCAACUUCUGCGCCGGCAGCUGCCCUUACCUGUGGAGCACAGAUUCACAGCACUCCACCAUUAUCGGGCUGUACAGCACGCUGAACCCGCACGCCUCCGCCUCGCCGUGCUGCGUGCCGUCCGAGCUGGAGCCGCUCACCAUCCUGUACUACCAGGGCAGGAAGCCCAGAAUCGAGCAGCUCUCAAGCAUGGUGGUCACCUCCUGCAAGUGUAGCUAAAACUUCAAAACCUGGGGUGCGCCUAUCAAUGUUCAGCCAAGGUGUGGGGGUUAGAGUGGCCUAGAAAUCACCUGAUUAGGUCUCUGCCGGCUAGGAAUAAUGUUUGGAUAAAUUCCCGACGUUUUGGGUUCUUUGACUUUCAGUGACCAUCGGAACCGCUGCUUUUAACUGUUGUAAAAUUGUUUGGACAAAGUAUUGACGAGACCAUCAUAUUUCUUGCAAUAAGUUUUAUGUGAUAAACCUGACGGUCGACCCCCUCCAUGGCAAUUGGUAUGCUGUAUCCUACUGGUCUGUGACAUAUCAUCCUCAAAUGAUUGACAGGUGCCAAUCAUGAGGUCAUAUCACCACCACCAAACACACUUCCUUUGUGCAUAACAAACUGAGCUGAGUUAGGAGAAAAAUGAUGGAAAGUAUAGAUAUACUGCUACAUUAUGUAGAACAGAGAACAGUACUUAUCCUCUAUACUAGAAAGUUUUC